This is a messenger RNA of Hymenoscyphus albidus, 1247 nucleotides long. NCBI's taxonomy places the organism in Eukaryota, Fungi, Ascomycota, Leotiomycetes, Helotiales, Helotiaceae. The record is from the annotation of a GenBank genome assembly.
AUGGCAGACGAUUUCUUGAUUGGCAAGAUCCACGACCUGAGUGACCUGGAACUGGCAGCUCUGAUAUGUCUUGUUGCCAAGGAGCAUUGUAUUAUUGAUACAGAGCCAGAUGCCCUCGAUGAGUUGGUGGAAGAGCUCGAACUGGUAGAUAACACCUUACCCUGCGCAUGUACAAUCGCUGAUUCUGAUCAAGGUGGCAGCAAAAGUCUUUGGCCUUUCCCAUGCAGUAAUCGAUUGCUCUGAACAUACCACCCUCGAUGACUUUGCACACGCAAUCCUCUCCGUAGAUGAGAACCCAACUCGAUCAAACUCCCCCGUAUUGUCAAGACGAGACUCGAGACAAGAUUCAUACUUUUUACACGCGCCAACAUUCCAGCCCAUCACCCGAUCGCCAGUAUCCGAAGGAUUUGGGGAGAAUAAGUCAAUUGCGAAUGUGAUUAUAGCCAAGAACCUUGAUGAAGCUCCCAAGCAGGUUCAAAUACAGGCGUUGGAGCUUAUGCGGACCAAACGGAUAUAUACAAGAACCAAUGUUCAGAAUUCGCCAAAACGAUUUCUGUUCAUUGCGUUGUUGGCAGGUGGUCAAGGACCCAGAUUGACAAAGCAUUUGAACGAUCAUAUGUUUAUUUCACACUUCCACGAUCCCGAAGACGGCUUUCCGAACUUGGAAGAGAGAUUUGACGAUGGGAAUUCGAAUUCAUCAGUGGUCAAGAAAAGUCCAAGUCUCGAUGCUGGAUCUUUUCUAUGGCCAACAAUUACAGCAGAGGUAUGGAUGGGUAUGGGCUUUAGCAGAGACGUUUUCUAAUUACAGGCAGGAUAUUGAGCGUCUUUCCGAGCUCAGUGAGAACGCUACAGUGACCGUAGAAGUGCUGGCGUAUCAGCAGAAUAUCAUAGCCUUUUUGCGAGUUCACCGAGCUGUAGCGGGUGGUAUAUCAGCCACAGCAACAGCACAUUUCGAGAAGCUCUCAAAGCAUGCAUGCCUUUUUCCUAUGAAAUGAAUACUCGGCGCUAACCAAUUACCUAGAUGUCUCGCUCCCCUCCAUAAUCUGGCAUUCGCUACUCCUUCGUUGAUUGCAUUAGCUACGAGGAAGAUCUAUCCACAUCGUAUACAUAUUGUCCGACCAGAAAGGGAACGAAGUAUGCAAUGGGGUAGUGACGUGGAUACCGUCGCGGCUCUUUUGGAAGGAAUCGGACCGGAGGACGUCAUUGAAGAUGUAUUGGGAAAUUCUGGAGUGGAAGCACCACUUUAG